AUGGCUGCCUCCAGCAUCUCCAAGUUCAUUGAAGCGCCCUCUGUUGAUAGUUUGGUGAGGUUUCGGAAAAUAUAUAUUUUCGCUAUUGCUAACCCAUUAUGGAAUUGUUUGUCCCUGAGAAAGCCCUAAAGGCGGAGCUUUUGGUGCUAGUCAGGGAGGGUUUAGUGAGAGAGCGAAUUCUCUCAUUUCAAGAUAAGGAGCGGGAGGUUUCAGGAGAGGAUACGGGUAGACCUUCCGAUGCCAAGUCGGAGGACAGGACGGAGGAAGGGGUUGCUCGUACCCCCUUUACAUUGCCCCGAUUUGAUCCUUUAUCUUCUGCUUCAGGUCGUUCAAGCGGGACCGCUAGGCUAAAGGUGAGGCUGGCCCGAUUAGAAAUGGAGCAAAAAGAUAAAGAGAGACAGAUGCGGUUUGAACUUGUAAUUAGGAAAAUGGAAAUUGAAAAGGAAAGGGAG
Molecule: messenger RNA, 452 nt
Organism: Coregonus sp. 'balchen'
Lineage: Eukaryota; Metazoa; Chordata; Actinopteri; Salmoniformes; Salmonidae
Source: the annotation of a GenBank genome assembly